Messenger RNA from Sycon ciliatum, 1736 nucleotides. RefSeq lists its product as uncharacterized. The coding region runs from base 106 to 1179 and encodes 357 amino acids. Gene Ontology annotation, cellular component: Swr1 complex. The transcript is spliced from 7 exons. Lineage: Eukaryota; Metazoa; Porifera; Calcarea; Leucosolenida; Sycettidae. The record is from RefSeq and is a predicted model, not a curated record.
AUUGUAGUACUGCGAAGACGAAGUAGUUCAACUACUUGAAGUAAUGCAGUAGACGCACUCUAUCUGUCAUCUUUCAGGCCACGGCAGGCUUCUACUUCUGUAAACAUGUCUUCUUCUUCGGAUGACUCUGCUGACGAGGAUUUCAACCCGGAAGAACACGAGCAGAGUGACGUCAGCGACUCCACUGGUGAAUCGGAAGGAGAGGCUACAGCAACGGUCGUAGCGGCCGCAGCGACCUCGACAAAGCGAAAGAAAGCGAAGCAGAACGUCCGGAGCACACGAGCAAGGCUAGCUGCCGGAAGACAAGAGUCCUCGAGCCAUGAGUCUGAAUCCGAGAGUGACGAGGAAUCCAAGGCCCGGGCAGAUGACCUCUGGCAGAAAUUUCAGCAGGACACCGAGAAGUUGUCAUCGCGGAGGCGAGGCGUAACGGCAGCGUCAACAUCAACAGUUGCCGUUUCUUCUACUGGCGUUGCUGCAACAAGCUCCAGUGAAACCAAGACUUGUGGGGAGACAACUGCAAGAGAUGGUGACCUAUCUGGUACGAGCACAUCAAUCACUUCAACGACGGCAAUGGCUGCAGCAGCUAUCGGUGCUGUAUCCACUUCAUCGCCUGCACAGCUACCAGCAGCAGAGGAAGCAGCAGCUAAACAACAGAAAGGCGUCAGUUCUACGACUGUGUCUGAUGAUUCAGUCACGUCAAGUGCUACUUCAUCUACUGCUGCCGAGUUAGGCAGUGUUUCACAAACAGCCAGUAAGCCUAGCAUAUCGUCAAGUAGCCAAGACGCAUCUUCCUCACUGACCAGCAGUGACUCGAUACAGUCUCGGCUAAAGCCUACGCUGGGAAAAGCCUCAUCCGUGUUAGAUUCAACGGACAGGACAUCUGAAAUGCAGAACCGGCUGUCGGCUGGAUUUGGGUCCCGCGGUCCGGGGUCUACCAAGCCCAGCGGAUCUGCAGCACUGGCGGCCUUGAUGUCGAAAGCCAGCGGGAAGAAAUCGGAGGCAUCGACUCUGGACAAAAGCCACAACGACUGGCAGAGCUUCAAAUCGGCAUCCGGUAUUGAAGAGGACCUGAAGAAACACAACAAGGACGGAUAUCUUGAGAAGCAGGACUUUCUGAAGCGUGCUGAGCUUCGUGAAUGGGAGAAGGAGAGGACACUGCGUCUUGGCAAACCAAAGUGAUGGCUUCUGGCUACUUGCAUGCUACGGAAGCAGAGAAGAUUCCUCAACUUUGGAAUCUGCUCCCAUUGUAAUGCUGGUGCUCAGCACACUGACUCAUUCAAAAAUAUUGCAGUUGCGUGACCUGUGAUGGGGAUUCGGGGAGCGUUUUCACAAUUGUUCUGGCGCCUUUGCUUUGCCUUUGCGGAUCUCCGGUGCAUUUUGUCGUGGCACCCUUUCGUCUGCUUUAUCCUAGCUGGCAUAGCGCGAGAUGGAGAGAUUUAAUUUACGUUUAUGGCGAAAUCUAAUUCUAUCGACAAUCCCCCCCCCCCCUUCCAUGCUGUGUAUUCUUUCUCUGCUCCAUUGCAGUCUGCCAUGCUGAUUCUUGGUAAAUCUUUUCUUAUGUACUAGUACCCGUAUCUACUUUUCCUAGCUGUGUUGGUAGGCGAGGUGAUAUCUUUAUCUGACGAUGUUUUUCCUUUGAUUGCACAUAUCAUGUAGUCAUCUCCCUUCCAAGUCAUGACAUAAAUGCAUGACUGUGUAUACUUUGAAGUAGUUGUAACUACUGGUGAUAAACAUCA